Molecule: messenger RNA, 2004 nt
Organism: Hordeum vulgare subsp. vulgare (domesticated barley)
Lineage: Eukaryota; Viridiplantae; Streptophyta; Magnoliopsida; Poales; Poaceae
Product: putative bifunctional dihydrofolate reductase-thymidylate synthase
Exons: 11
Coding region: 285-1835 (516 amino acids)
Biological process (GO): tetrahydrofolate biosynthetic process; one-carbon metabolic process; dTMP biosynthetic process
Cellular component (GO): mitochondrion; cytosol
Molecular function (GO): dihydrofolate reductase activity; thymidylate synthase activity
Source: RefSeq, a predicted model, not a curated record
CGUUUUCAGCCGCUUUGCUAGGGUUUGCGCGGGCUGAUUUCCCGCCGCCUCCGCCCGAAAACGCGAACCACAGCCGACGCCUCCCGCCGCCGACUCCUGCUCCUCACCGACGACCCACGGCGGCGAGCGCGCGCGCGCGGCGCCGGGGGAGCCGUCGCAGCAGCCACCGACGGCCGCCGCGGGGGCUGCCUGGCACACGUACCACCACGAUUUCUCGUUGGCCAAGGCUUAAAUCUCUUGAAGCCAUCAACAAACUGAAGUCUUCCUGCUUCCACCAAUCUCGAAUGAUGGCAGACGUCACAAAUGGCAAUUCACACUGUGAUAUUCAGAGAAAAUAUCAAGUCGUGGUUGCUGCUACCCGUGAGAUGGGCAUUGGGAAGGAUGGUGCAUUGCCAUGGAAGCUGCCUAGUGACCUUAAGUUUUUUAAGGACCUCACAAUGGCCACAUCAGACCCAUCAAAGAAAAAUGCUGUUAUAAUGGGAAGGAAAACAUGGGAAAGCAUACCCACUAAGUUUAGACCAUUGCCCGGUCGCUUGAAUGUUAUUCUGACUCGUUCAGGCAGUUCUGAUUAUGCAAAAGCUGAAAAUGUUGUUACCUGUGGAAGCUUGGAUUCUUCCUUAGAACUACUAGCAUCUGCUCCCUACAGCUCAACAAUCGAGAAAGCUUUUCUAAUAGGGGGUGGCCAGGUACUGAGGGAAUCGCUGAAUGCAUCUGCAUGUGAAGCCAUCCAUCUUACUGACAUAGAGUCCACCAUUGAGUGUGAUACUUUUAUUCCUCCUAUUGAUCCAUUGAUCUUCCACCCGUGGUAUUCAUCUUCUCCAGUUGUGGAGAACAACAUUAGGCAUUCUUUCGCGACCUUUGUUCGCGUUAGAAAGUCAGCAGAAGAAGCUAAUGAUCCUAAUGUCAAUGAUACUAAGAAGGAAAAGUUUGAAAUUCAGAUUUUUUCAUUUCUACCAAAAAUGAUCUUCGAAAAGCAUGAUGAGUACCAGUAUCUCAAUCUUGUUCAAGAUAUACUACGAACUGGUGCUCGGAAAAAUGACAGAACAGGAACAGGAACAAUAUCAAAAUUUGGUUGCCAGAUGCGAUUUAACUUGAGGAAGAAUUUUCCAUUACUGACAACAAAGAGGGUGUUUUGGCGUGGUGUUCUUGAAGAACUGUUGUGGUUCAUCAGUGGCUCAACGAAUGCAAAGGUUUUACAGGAAAAAAACAUUCGUAUAUGGGAUGGCAAUGCGUCAAGGGAGUAUCUUGACAGUAUUGGUCUAUCACAAAGAGAGGAGGGUGACUUGGGACCAGUUUAUGGAUUUCAGUGGAGACAUUUCGGUGCUGAAUAUUCUGACAUGCAUGCUGACUACACGGGGAAAGGUUUUGAUCAGUUAGCUGAUGUCAUUAACAAGAUCAAGAAUAACCCUGACGAUAGGCGUAUCAUUCUGUCUGCAUGGAAUCCAACAGAUCUCAAGAAGAUGGCACUUCCACCUUGCCACAUGUUUGCACAGUUUUAUGUCGAGAAUGGAGAAUUAUCCUGUCAGAUGUAUCAGCGUUCAGCUGACAUGGGGCUUGGUGUACCAUUCAACAUUGCAUCAUAUUCUCUUCUGACAUGUAUGAUUGCACAAGUUUGUGAUCUUUCUCCUGGAGAGUUUGUCCAUGUGAUAGGUGACGCCCACGUCUACAGCACGCACGUGCAAGCCUUGGAGGAGCAGCUUCAGAAGCAGCCCAAGCCAUUUCCUAUCCUGAAGAUAAACCCUCUGAAGAAGGAUAUAGACUCGUUCGUCGCAUCGGAUUUCAAGCUGGCCUGCUACGAUCCUCACCAGAAGAUAGAGAUGAAGAUGGCAGUAUGAUGACAAGGGAGUUAACUUGGCAUCGACCAUUGAUACCAGCAUACGAUGUCUACUCUUGACGGUGUCUUUGUUAACCAAGAUUUGUGACAGAAUCUCUAGGCAACUUUUUUCUUAUCGAACGAUCGAUGCCGUGGUGGACCCCUCACGUUUUUACCAUGGGCUCAUUUUA